AUGUCUUCAUUCCAGCAUUCAUUAUUCCACAUUUUUCAUUCCUGCAUUCAUUAUUCCACAUUUGGUGUCUUCAUUCCUGCAUUCAUUAUUCCACAUUUGAUGUCUUCAUUCAAUUUGCAUUAUUCAUUUGAUGUCUUCAUUCCUCAUUCAUUUUUACAUUUGGUGUCUUCAUUCCUGCAUUUUCCACAUUUGGUGUCUUCAUUUCCAUUAUUCCACAUUUUUCUUCAUUCCAGUUAUUUGAUGUCUUUGCAUUCAUUAUUUUUUGAUGUCUUCAUUCUGCAUUCAUUAUUCCACAUUUGGUGUCUUCAUUUCAUUCAUUAUUCUACAUUUGAUGUUUCUUCAUUCACUGCAUUCAUUAUUCCACAUUUUGUCUUCAUUCCUGCAUUCUUUGAUGUCUUCAUUCCUGCAUUCAUUACAUGUUUCAUUCCUGCAUUCAUUAUCCAUUUUGUCUUCAUUCCUGCAUUCAUUAUUUUUGAUGUCUUCAUUCCAGCAUUAAUUAUUCUUUAUUUAAUUCCUGCAUUCAUUAUUCUACAUUUGAUGUCUUCAUUCCUGCAUUCAUUAUUCAUUUGGUGUCCAUUUUUCAUUAUUUCUACAUUUAUGUCUUCAUUUGCAUUCAUUUUCCACAUUUGGUGUCUUCAUUCCUGCAUUCAUUAUUCUACAUUUGAUGUCUUCAUUCCAGCAUUCAUUAUUCCACAUUUGGUGUCUUCAUUCCUGCAUUCAUUAUUUGUUUCAUUCCUGCAUUCAUUAUUCUACAUUUGA
Molecule: messenger RNA, 759 nt
Organism: Acanthosepion pharaonis
Lineage: Eukaryota; Metazoa; Mollusca; Cephalopoda; Sepiida; Sepiidae
Source: the annotation of a GenBank genome assembly